Lucilia cuprina (Australian sheep blowfly) is the source of this 1425-nucleotide messenger RNA. RefSeq names its product aldo-keto reductase family 1 member B1-like. The coding region runs from base 185 to 1138 and encodes 317 amino acids. Gene Ontology annotation, molecular function: aldose reductase (NADPH) activity. The record is from RefSeq and is a predicted model, not a curated record. The transcript is spliced from 6 exons. Gene Ontology annotation, cellular component: cytosol. NCBI's taxonomy places the organism in Eukaryota, Metazoa, Arthropoda, Insecta, Diptera, Calliphoridae.
UUCACUUUUUCAUAAUUUGCCGGUGAAUUUGUGUGCCAACGUCACACAUCUCUUAGUUCAGUGUUUAAUAAAGAAAAAUAAGGAAAAAAACCUUAUCUGUAAUAGUUAUUUAAACUAUUUACAAUAAUUUACUUAAUAAAAAAAGCAAGUGUGUGAUUAAAUAGAUCAAAUUCAAUUGAACAAAAUGGUGAACGUACCAACUAUAACUUUGAGCAGUGGACACAAAAUGCCAGUUUUGGGUUUGGGAACAUGGGGAAGUCCCAAGGGUGAAGUAGCCCAAGCUGUUAAAGAUGCCAUUGAUAUUGGUUAUCGUCAUAUCGAUUGUGCUCAUGUUUAUCAGAACGAACAUGAAGUGGGCGAAGGUAUUGAGGCUAAAAUUAAUGAAGGUGUUGUUAAACGUGAAGACUUAUUUGUUACCAGCAAAUUAUGGAAUACCUUCCAUCGUCCCGAUUUGGUACGUGGUGCCUGUGAGACUACUUUAAAGAAUUUAAAAUUGUCUUACAUUGAUAUGUACUUGAUACAUUGGCCUAUGGGCUAUAAGGAAGGAGAUGAUUUAUUCCCUGUCGAUGAGGCUGGCAAAACUGCCUAUUCUGAUGUUGACUAUGUUGACACCUGGAAGGAAAUGGAAAAACUAGUUAAAGAUGGUUUAGUUAAAUCCAUUGGUAUUUCCAAUUUCAAUAAGAAACAAAUUGAACGUGUAUUGGCUGUAGCCACCAUACCACCAGCCACCAAUCAAAUUGAAUGUCAUCCUUAUUUGAAUCAAAAGAAAUUAAUGGAAUUCUGUAAAUCGAAAAAUAUUGCUAUUACCGCCUACAGUCCCUUGGGUUCACCCAACCGUCCCUGGGCCAAGGCUGGUGAUCCCGUUUUGAUGGAAGAUCCUAAGAUUGUGGCUAUUGCUGAGAAAUACCAAAAGACUCCUGCCCAAAUUUUGAUCCGCUAUCAAUUACAACGCGGCAAUAUUGUUAUUCCCAAGUCUGUUACCAAGAGCCGUAUUGCUUCUAACUUUGAUGUUUUCGGUUUUGAAUUAUCGGCUGAAGAUAUUAACACCAUUGAUAGCUUCGACUGCAAUGGUCGUUUUGUACCUAUUCUCUCUGAAGCUGGUGCUCAUCCACAUUAUCCUUUUCAUGAUGAGUAUUAAAUGCUGGUUUUUGAUUUAUAGAAAAAAGUUUGUGCUGCUGGUCAUCCAUAUCAUCCCUUUGAAAAUGAUGAAUUCUAAAACGUAUGCCAGUCCUUAAUAAUCUAAACCAUCUAAUAAUUUUACGCGAUAUUUUUUGUCAGGCGUUAUGCAGGCACAAUUUAUAAACGCUGAAUUUUUUAUGUAAAUCUAUUCUAUUAAAUAAAUAAUAGUUUGUAGUUUCUAACAUCAUUAUAAAUGAAGUAUUUUAUAUAAAAUAUACUUAUUAAAAUAGAAAAAAAUAAAAAUAA